UGCUGCUCUUCAUCAGAGGACUUCGAUCUUGACCAGAACGCACACAGACAAGUUUAAUUUGGACUUUUUGGACGACAGGAACAACAAACCGGAGCUCAUCUGGAUCCAAAGCGUGUUGUUUGUCAGCGCUGCUGGUUUGUAGCAGAGAACAAACCGGACCAGUUGCGUGAAAACAACAAGAAAGAAAGAUUUAUUCGUUCACAACGGAAUACGGACCGUAUACCCACAUUCAACGGACUUCUGACUAUUUUAUUUAAAAAGGAGGACAAUACAAGAAAGCAGCGGAGAGGACAUGACACCCAACGCUGUCCUGUUCCUCAUUCUGUCUCUCACAAGCAGCAGAGCGGAGAAUGCAGAGGAGCGGCUGGUAAACUACCUGUUGGGUCCAGAGCGCUACAACAAGCUGAUCCGACCAGCUGUCAAUAAAAGCCAACAGGUCACCAUCUCUUUACAGGUGUCGCUGUCUCAGCUCAUCAGUAUUAAUGAAAGAGAACAGAUAAUGACCACCAAUGUGUGGCUGUUCCAGGAAUGGAAUGACUACAGGUUGAGAUGGGACCCAGAGAAAUAUGAAGGCAUCAAGAAACUACGAAUACCAUCCAAACUCAUCUGGCUUCCUGACAUAGUGCUUUAUAACAAUGCUGAUGGUGUGUAUGAGGUUUCCUUCUAUUGCAACGCUGUGGUCUCCAACACAGGGGACAUCUUUUGGCUCCCCCCUGCAAUCUACAAGUCCGCCUGCGCCAUCGAGGUGCAGAACUUUCCCUUUGACCAGCAGAACUGCACCCUCAAGUUCCGUUCCUGGACGUACGACCACACAGAGGUGGACCUCAUCCUCACCAGUGACUUUGCCAGCCGUGAUGACUUCACACCAAGCGGAGAGUGGGACAUUGUCUCGCUCCCAGCUCGCAAAAACGAGGACCCCAAUGACAUCACCUACCUCGAUAUCACCUAUGAUUUUGUCAUCCAAAGGAAGCCUCUGUUUUACACCAUCAACCUGAUCAUCCCAUGUGUGCUCAUCACGUCGCUGGCUAUCCUGGUGUUCUACUUGCCAUCCGACUGCAGAGAGAAGAUGACGCUGUGCAUCUCAGUGCUGCUGGCGCUCACUGUGUUCCUGCUGCUGAUAUCAAAGAUAGUGCCACCCACCUCUCUAGCAGUGCCACUCAUAGGUAAAUAUUUGAUGUUCACCAUGGUGUUGGUCACAUUCUCCAUCGUGAGCACCGUCUGCGUCCUCAACGUGCACCACCGCUCGCCAUCCACCCACUACAUGCCUGAUUGGGUCAAACGUCUCUUCUUGGUCCGCCUCCCAAUCUUCCUUUUCAUGAGGCGUCCAGGUUCUUCUCAUGUCCGUGAUAAACUCCGCCGAAAGUAUGCCAGCCGGAACACCAUCUGUAAAAACAGUUCAAAGAGCAGCUCAGGCAAGAGGCAGUACCCCAACAUCAGACUGGGUGGAAUCCGAACAGACACUCCCUCAUUUUAUAUCAACCAGGACUUGGGACACAAGUCUUCCUGGAAGGUGGGUGACAUCCCGGGUGGCAGCAGUGGGUUUUCAGACUUCAGGAGGCCUUUGGCUACUCAGUGGGAUGCAGAUCUAGAAGAGGCAGUGGAUGGAGUGAGAUACAUCGCUGAACACAUGAAGACGGAAGACGACGAUGAAGGGAUCAUUCAGGACUGGAAAUAUGUUGCCAUGGUAAUAGACCGUCUUUUCCUGUGGAUCUUUAUCCUGGUGUGUGUGGUGGGAACUCUGGGACUCUUCAUGCAGCCACUGUUCCAAAGCUAUAACACACCCAAUGCUGAUGAAACAGAAUAUGGAGAUUUCUAGUAUUUCGAUAACAUGAAAAUGGAAGCAAACCACCAGGCGCCUCUCUGUAGAAGCUUCGUGGAGCUACACGAUAUCUGGCAGUGAUCUGUGGCUGCUGGUUGUCUGCUGGUGUUGCAACAGAUCAAAUCUGAGAAGCCAGCUAUGGUUGUUGUGACAGUGGACUUAAAAUGAAGAUGGAAUCAGACCCCUUGCUUAAUGCACAGCCUCUAUGUUUGGCAGGCUUGUCUCCACCCUCAUCAGGAGGAACUCCUCUCCAAUCAGAGGCAUGGCAACCCUGAUACACUUUUUACCUCUCGACAGCUCAGUAACUCCUGUCAAGAUGACAGAUUUGCUUAAAAAGAGAAGAAAAAAAAAAGAAUGAAUAUGAGUCUUUGUGACACAUUGGACUGACUUCAUGGUUUAACAGACUCCAACAAUGGCACACUGAUUCUCUCCUCACUGCAGCUCUUGUGAGGUCAGCUCUUCUGCAGGAUUGUUGAUACGGAAAUUAUAUGAACAUAUCAACCAAUUGUUUAUGGAGAUAUGGCUUGGUGGAGCACAGUUUCUCUUCUCUACGCUCCUCAGUCUGAGCUUUGCUUCAACAAAUUGAGGACAUUUUGUCCUUUUUCCCUUCAUGAAAAUAUUAAUGCAGCAUCUUCGUUUCUCCGUAUUCAUUGUUCUGCUUCAGAGCUUUUUGCUUCAUUUCCACCAGCAGCAUUAUAAACGUCAUGCAUUGUCCCAUUUAAAAGAAUAUAUUUUCUGCCUUCACCCUCUGACAUUGUGUUUCUCUCUCUGCUCGGUUAGUCACUAUUUUUUUUGUCACAUCACAAGAUCUGUCAAAGAAGCUGAGAUGCUUAAAAAAAUUCUCUAAAAGCAAAGAAAGAAAAAAAUGGAUAUAAAGACAGUGAGACUCUCCGUGCAGUACAUGCACACAUUAAAGCAUCAUUACAGUUUUACUGUGUGUCAUGAACCGAAAGAGAUGUAUGAAAUCCACCUCUUUGUGUGACUCUUUGUCCAGCAGCUCAUUUCCAGCCCGCAGCUUUGACAACUGCCACCAUGUUUCACUUAAAACAGCAAUUUGACACUAACUGUAUUCUGAUACAACAUGCUA
Molecule: messenger RNA, 2906 nt
Organism: Melanotaenia boesemani (Boeseman's rainbowfish)
Lineage: Eukaryota; Metazoa; Chordata; Actinopteri; Atheriniformes; Melanotaeniidae
Product: neuronal acetylcholine receptor subunit beta-2-like
Exons: 9
Coding region: 293-1816 (507 amino acids)
Biological process (GO): chemical synaptic transmission; regulation of membrane potential; signal transduction
Cellular component (GO): neuron projection; postsynaptic membrane; synapse
Molecular function (GO): acetylcholine-gated monoatomic cation-selective channel activity; transmembrane signaling receptor activity
Source: RefSeq, a predicted model, not a curated record